AUCUGCCUAAAUAGAAUUACUUUCGCCUCCCGCCAAAGAUCUCUAAGGCACAGCAAAACUAAAGUGGAGUUAGUGUGUUGAUAAUCUUUGAAGGCUACACUGUAGACUUUUCUUGGUCGUUACAUUGUAAUAUUCAUUUCUGCUUCCUUUGGAGUAAUCUGGAUACUAAUUUGGACCAAUUUGUCCUGUAGUAAAAUGGGCAUGCCUGAAUUUGAUGCAGUCUUCGGACGUAGGCUGCCUGAUGACCUGCUAAUGUUUCCUUGGCAGGUUUUGUCUGCCUUUUCAAGCCGGAGGAAAUAGACUCGCCUCCCUCUCUUUUUUUUCUUGCCCCGUGUCCUGGUGUUGAAAGUGAUUUGGUGUUUUAGCAAUGACAUAAACAAGUGUAUGGACAGAUGGUGUCUUUUUUAAACGACUAGGGUGUCAUUAAUUCUACACUUUUGAACUCGUUCAAAGUGUAGGCAAUAUUACAGCUCUUGUUCUGGGGGAUGGUUUCGAUUUGUUUCUUUCGACAAACGUCGUCCUUGACAGAAAAUGUAGACAGGUCAAAGUUGGAGUUCGGUGAGAAAUAGCGAUGCUAUCAUUAUAGGAAACUGAUAUCACGCAGACAUCCGGAAACGCUUCCACGCGCCACGGUUUCCUAGCAUGAUGUCAAUAUGCUUUAACAAUACAAAGGAUUCAUUCAAGGACCUCGAUUGAGAUGCCGUAUAUGCGCGUUGGUCAUGGGUGCGUCGACGCGGUUAAUUUGCUCUGCUCCAUACGGUUUUGGACUGUGUUUAUGGAAUGAUCCAAUCUGGAAUGAUUAAAUAGCCUGCAUUGAUACAUAUUCCGACAAUAUGGCUGACCAGAGUAACAUCCAGUCUGCUGCUUCCAAAAGCAUCCGGCCAUUCAAGUCCAGCGAGGAAUACCUGUAUGCCAUGAAAGAGGACUUGGCCGAGUGGUUUAACACGCUGUAUGAACUGGAUAUAACGGCGGACACCUUUAUGGAAGGGCUGGAGACUGGCUGUGCCCUCUGUCGGCAUGCCAACAACGUGAAUCGCGCAGCGCUGGACUUUCAACUGGAGUACCCAGAGGCUGCACAGUCAUUGAGGAUGCCAACCAAGGAUGUGGUCUUUCAAUCAAGAAACGUGGUUUCUGGCUCGUUUUUGGCUCGGGACAACGUGUCCAAUUUCAUCGGCUGGUGUCGUCAGGAACUGUGGAUCAAGGAUGUUCUCAUGUUCGAGACCAACGACAUAGUGGAGAAAUGCAACGAGAAGAACUUUGUGCUGUGCCUGCUGGAGGUGGCGAGGCGUGGCGCCAAGUUCGGCAUGCUGGCCCCGAUGCUGAUCCAGCUGGAGGAGGAGAUCGAGGAGGAGAUCCGGGACCAGGAGAACCUGGGGGAGCCCAGCCCAAGCCUGCUUCCAAUAAGCAGGGCUUUCGUUCGGAAAGAGAGUGUGGUGGAUGAACCCGAGCCUGCCCCCUAUGCACAUUGGCAACAGAAACAGAGGGUGCUGUGUGACAUGAGAAACUUAGAUGAGUUGGUGCGGGAGAUCCUGGGCCGUUGCUCCUGCCCUGCCCAGUUCCCCAUGACCAAGGUGUCUGAAGGGAAAUACAAAGUGGGAGACUCCAGCGCUCUGAUCUUCAUACGGGUCCUUCGUACUCAUGUGAUGGUGCGUGUGGGUGGGGGAUGGGACACGUUAGAACACUAUCUGGACAAGCAUGACCCCUGCCGCUGUGCCGCCUUCGCUCACCGGUACCACCAGGCCAAAGCCAGCGGGCAGGGUGCCCACAGCAAGUCCUCCAGUGCCCACUCCUCCCGCUCCACCAGCCCAGGUCCACACUGGCGUAACGAGGGCAUUGCCCCAUAUAAGCCCCCUGACAGACGCACCCAGGGCCUGGAGCCUCCAUCAUGUACCCCCUCCUCCUCCACCCGGCCUGGCCGCUCACACCACCCCUCCCUCCCUACAGAGCUCGACUCAAACGCAGGACGCACCCCCCUGUUACCACGACCACCGCGGGAACGCUCAGAACCCCGCCACUUCAACCCUGUCAGGUCUAAGGACUCGUCAUUGUUGCCAGUGACCCGCCGUCUAUCAGGGGACAGCGACUCCUCUACAGCCUCCUCUAAGGGAGGAGGAGGGACAGGGGGAGGCCGCUUCUCUCUGGGAGGCACCCGUCGCUCCGGAGAGGAGGUGGUGCUGUUGGUUAACAGGAAGGAGGGGAAGCAUAUAAUCGAGAGGCCUGGAGAAGGCGGACAGGGCCCAUCCCUGUGCCCCCCAAUGCCCCGCACACGCAGCCACUCCCGGGAUCGCCUCGCCCCCGCCCCCGCCUCCAUCCUCAAACCCAGCCCCCCACAGGGCCCCUCUGACGGGCUCAGGAGCAGCCAUGGGGAGAGGGGCCGCUCUCUCGGGCCCGAAAGUCCCCGCAGGCUCCAGACCCUGCGCUCCCACAGCCAGGGGAAGAUGCCCAGCCGGAGUCGGACCAGCGAUGCCAGCCCUGGACCCUCUCCCCGUCAUGGGGCCUCGCAGCCCCCAUCCUCUGACAGACGAGAGGAGCUCAGGACCAAACAACUGCCCCCCGCCUCCCCCAGAAUCAAUGGAGGUUUCUCCAGGAGACAAUCAUCCUCCUGCUCUAAUUCACCUAUCAAAGGGCUUCAGAGCAGCAGCCUCAGUAAGAAGACUGUAGUGGCUCCCCGGCCCCCCGCUCCACGCUCCCCCUCGGUGGGGAGGAGUAGGCUGCUGCCCACAGUCACCCAGGCAGGCCGGCGCUCUCCUCACUCCUCCUCCCCCCGCUCCCCUCACCACCAUGGGCAUGGACCCCGCUCCCCUCGAACCUCCCACGGCCCUCGCUCCAAUGGGCAUGGCCACAGGGGGUGGGCCAGCUCUGAACGACAGGAACCUGAGGAGGAGGGGCUAGGCUAUAACUUCCAGAUCCUGCCCAACCUGGACCCCCAGAAAGAGCAGGACCUGUACCGCAGCUUUGAGGCUGAGUUCCUAGCUAACACAGGGCAGCGCAGAGGGGGGCCUAGUAGACCCACAGGGGGGGGGGGCCUUCAGCUUCCUGCCUCUUCACACCCACAGCAGGUUGGGCCCCAAACCCUGCCCACGCCUGCCUCUGCUGACCCUAACGUCACUGACUCGGCCUACUCCUCCUCCAACUCCUCCAACUCCUCACUCAACGUGGGGGGUAAGGUAGGAGUUCUGCCUGACCUCCGGGAGUCUAAAAGAACUAACCCACGUUUCUCUGGAGGCCUGGAGGAUACCCUGGCCCCACUGCAUGGCCAUAGCCCUGGCGGACUAUCCAACGGUGGGCACGCAGAACCAGAGCGCUGGGGCGGGCGAGGUGGAGGUCUCAGGAAGCUCCCUGCCAUCUCCAGUUCCAUAGACGAAGGGGAGCUCCUGUCCUCCUUGCCCAGCCGGAGAGACUUGGAGCUGGGCAUAUCUCUCAGCCAUGCCCCCUCACAACUUCCUUUCCACCGCAGGAGCAUGAAUGGGGGGGGGCAUGUCAGUGGUGCUCUAGUAGAGGUGCUGAUGGAGAGCCAGCAGGGUCAGCUGGGCUGGGGCUCGGGGCCUGAGGGAGACGUCCCACUGGAGGAUCACCAACCAAGCGUCCCCUACGACCUGGAGGGUGGAGACCACAACGAUGACCUCCCUCCCCCAGAGUCUUGUCCCUCGCCCAUCCCCCUGCCCCCCUCGGAGGACGGCUCCUUCCAGGAAGACUCCUCCAGUGAGAGCUCCUCCAUGUGCUUCAGCCUGAGUGAAUCACGCUCAGAGUACUCUCCUCCACCUCCUCCCCUGGCCAAUGGGGAUGCAGUUGAUGGGGGUGUAGUCUUCCGGCCCAAGAGGGCAGGGAAAAAGGCUGACAGGGUGCCCUCCAUCUACAAGCUCAAGCUGAGGCCCAGGAUCAGACCCCGUACAGACAACAGGCCAGGGAACAGCCCGUCACGUAUCCCCACCCCAGUCAGCUACAGAGACCUUCAGGCCAGGGGCAGCCAUACUCCCCUCCAGACCCCUACCCCGCCACAGUCCCCUCAGAGCUCCCAUUCCAACGACCAUUCACCCUCACGAAAGGCCAUGCACCAGGCCUUUGCCGACCUGAUCCACCCCCAGUCACGCUCCCCUGCCAUGGGCAACAGGGACCGCUCCUACUCUGUGGAGUCAGAGAGCGGCUUGGACACUGAGGCCUGGAUGUAACACACAACUAACUAAUCCUGAUGAUGCUGAUAUAGAAAAGUCUGUUGUCAAAUGAAACUGACUACUGUCUAAAAUAGACUGGAGACUGGGCUACAGACUAUUUUUUAUAGAGCAUGUUGCACACUCCCUCAUUUUGUCAUGCAGUCAUGCCCUUUCCUACCUAUAACGGUCAGGGUUUCAGUAUCCAAUUAUAUUCUUUGCACUCUAAGCCUAAUUAUUUAUUACCAAAGGAUCGAUCCCGAAUCGAAUACUAUUGUUUAAGUUGAAUGGAUUUAUUGGCAUUAUAUGGGGAUGCUUUGUUCAAUCAUAAAGUGUCUAAUACAAAGCAGGCACUGUCUUGAAAGCCCCAUGCUAUAUACGCAUCGCUGAAGAAUUGUCAGGGCUGAUGGGGAGGAAAGAACCCCAGGCAGAAGCAGUGAAUCACAAGCAUCAUCAUCAAGUCAACUGGACUGGCUCCCUCUAGUGGACAGUGUAUGCCACAGCAUCUCUGUCUGCUUUGAUUGUCAAAAUACUGGUGUGGAGAGCGUGCUGUAACAAAUACUUUCUCUCAUUCUCCAUACUGCCACUCACCCUCUGCUCCUUACCUUCUGUGGAUCUUUACACAUCUAAUCUGUAUUGGACUUAUAUAUCAAUACAAUACUCUACAAUAAUUUACUGUACAAUGUUCACAUCUAACAGUCCUUUGGACUUCGUAUUCCAUAUGUGCACUUCUACUCACCUUCCCCCACCAACCCUCUGCAUCCUGACUUGUUCAUUGUCAUACAUGUAUGAUGUCACUUUCUCACUGCCAAUCCACAUGGCCAUGAUUGAGUGAUGUCUUCUGAUUCGUUUUUGAGCUUUUAUUGUGGAAAUAUACAAAGUAGUAUUUUUCACAUUAUGUUCUAUGUGUUAACUGCAGUCUGGGGCAAGAGUAAGAUAAUAUGUCAUUGUCACUGAAACAUACUUCCAAUGAUCAAGAUUUAUCUCAACUUGAAAAUCAACACUAAAAUAUGUGUACAAAAGAGUAAGUUAAGUGGAUGAAUGUGUUUAUAUAUGUGCAUGUGUAUAUACAGUGCCAGUUAAAAGUUUGGACACACCUACUCAUUCCAGGGUUUCUCUUAAUUUUUUACUAUUUUCUACAUUGUAGAAUAAUGUUGAAGACAUCAAAACUAUGAAAUAACACAUAUGGAAUCAUGUAGUAACCAAAAAUGUGUUGAACAAAUCAAAAUAUAUUUUAUAUUUAAAAUUAUUUGAAGUAGUCACCCUUUGCCUUGAUGACAGCUUUGCACACUCUUCUCUCAACCAGCUUCAUGAGGUAGUCACCUGGAAUUAAUUUAAAUUAAGAGGUGUGCCUUGUUAAAAUGUAAUUUGUGGAAUUUCUUUCCUUAAUGCAUUUGAGCCAAUCAGUUGUGUUGUGACAAGGUAGGGGUGGUUUACAGAAGAUAGCCCUAUUUGGUAAAAGACCAAGUCCAUAUUAUGGCAAGAACAGCUCAAAUAAGCAAAGAGAAAUGACAGUCCAUCCUUUCUUUUAAGACAUGAAGGUCAGUCCAUACAGAAAUUUCAAGAACUUUCAACGUUUCUUCAAAUGCAGUCGUAAAAACCAUCAAGCUCUAUGAUGAAACUGUCUCUCAUGAGGACCGCCACAGGAAAGGAAAACCCAGAGUUACCUCUGCUGCACAGGAUAAGUUCAUUAGGAGUUACCAGCCUCAGAAAUUGCAACCCAAAUGAAUGCUUCAGAGUUCAAGUAACAGACACAUCUCAACAUCAACUGUUCAGAGGAGACUGUGUGAAUCAGGCCUUCAUGGUUGAAUUGCUGCAAAGAAACCACUACUAAAGGACACCAAUAAUAAGAAGAGAGUUGCUUGGGCCAAGAAACACGAGCAAUGGACUUUAGACCGGUGGAAAUCUGUCCUUUGGUCUGAUGAGUCCAAAUUUGAGAUUUUUGGCCGCUGUGUCUUUGUGAAACGCAGAGUAGGUGAACGGCUGAUCUCCGCAUGUGUGGUUCCCACCGUGAAGCAUGGAGGAGGAGGUGUGAUGGUGUGGGAGUGCUUUAAUGGUGACACUGUCGGUUAUUUAUUUUCAAAUUCAAGGCACACUUAACCAGCAUGGUUGCCACAGCAUUCUGCAGCCAUACACCAUCCGCAUCUGGUUUGCGUUUAGUGGGACUAUCAUUUGUCUUUCAUCAGGACAAUGACCCAAAACACACCUCCAGGCUGUGUAAGGGCUAUUUGACCAUGGAGAGUGAUGUAGUGCUGCAUCAGAUGACCUGGCCUCCAUAUUCACCCAACCUCAAUCCAAUUGAGAUGGUUUGGGAUGAGUUGGACUGCAGAGUGAAGGAAAAGCAGCCAACAAGUGCUCAGCAUAUGUGGGAAGUCCUUCAAGACUGUUGGAAAAGCAUUCAUCAUGAAGCUGGUUGAGAGAAUGCCAAGAGUGUGCAAAGCUCUCAUCAAGGCAAAGGGUGGCUACUUUGAACAAUCUCAAAUAUAAAAUAUAUGUUUCCAACUUUUUUGGUUACUACAUGAUUCCAUAUGUGUUAUUUCAUAGUUUUGAUGUCAGCACUAUUAUUCUACAAUGUAGAAAAUAGUAAAUAUAAAGAAAAACCUUGGAAUGAGUAGCUGUGUCCAAACGUUUGACUGGUACUGUACAUGUAUAUGUAUACUUGCAUAAAGAUGUGGUUAUAGUGUAUAUAACAAGACAUAAUUAUGAAAUGUGUAAAUAUUUGCUGUAUGGGGUUAUAUGCUGCCUUAGCUAUGCAAUAUUGCUGUUGGAAAUGCCUUGACAAUUCCCUUUGCCUUAAAAUGUGUGUUUGAGUGUGGUUUGAGAAUGUUAGUGCCCAACAACAACACCCAUCCAACGUGAGUGUCAUUGCCAUCACCAUCAGUUUGUUUCUCAGUGUAGAAUUGUUCAACGACACUAAAUUAAAAGAAGCACUUUUUUUUAGAUGGAUUAUAAUCUAUUUGUAUAAUAGAUACAUAGACAAACCAAUCUUUCGUGAAAGUGUCUUCAGUGACAUCUAGUGGUUGUAAAAAGUGUCAUAUUUGGAUGAAAUUCCUUUGAGUUUUAUAUUAACAUAUUGAGUUUUGAAUCAUGUGCUUUGCUGGAUUGGUUUGGAGUAGAUGAUUGUUCAUCGUGAUGUACUCUGUGGUGUAUUGAAAUGGCUUAAGAAUAUGUGUAGGUUUUUCUUGAGGGCUUUUAUGUGGAGAAUGGACAUGAAUAAUUGAUAGUGUAAUGGUUUUGUCUGUCCCCUGUUAUGGACUCUGCCUUAUUGGCAAUAUCAAUAACAGAGCAGGCCAGGGAUCUGAAUGUGGGGUUGACACUUUAACAAGGCUUUAGAGCCUGUAAAACUACUAUGAAUGGUUUUACAGUGGAAUGACAGGGACCUUUGCUGCAGUGGGUUUUCAGUAAUCGGGUUGCACGAGCAGAGGUGGUGUGCGCACAUCUGUCAGCAAUCUGAAUCUGAGUACGUACUGUAUAGGAAUAUGUACCAGGUGUUCUGGUGUCAAUGGGAACAUGGUAGCAUUGCUGAUGAAAAGAAGGGAGGGAUGUAGUUGGUCUUAUUUAUUUAUUUAUGAAUUGGUCUCGAGUUACAGGUAUGGCUCGAAGUGAAAAACAAUGAUGUAUGUAGAGUCUGAAGGUGAGGGCCCAGAAUAAGUCAUAAAAGGGAAAUAAAAAAUGUUGUUAGAACUGUGGCUCUCCAUUAUCCUUAUGGCUUUAGCCAGAGCCCAUAGUUCAGUAAUGCACAGGGUUCCAGGGACCUUAUCAAUUCUCUGCAGACACUUUUACAUUUUUAAAUUUUUAUUUCACUUUUAUUUAACCAGGUAGGCAAGUUGAGAACAAGUUCUCAUUUACAACUGCGACCUGGCCAAGAUAAAGCAAAGCAGUUCGACACAUGCAACAACACAGAGUUACACAUGGAGUAAAACAAACAUACAGUCAAUAAUACAGUAGAAAAAUAAGUAUAUAUACAAUGUGAGCAAGUGAGGGAGGUAAAGGCAAAAAAAAGGCCAUGGCGGCGAAUCAAAUACAAUAUAGCAAGUUAAACACUGGAAUGGUUGAUUUGCAGUGGAAUAAUGUGCAAAGUAGAGAUAGAAAUAAUGGGGUGCAAAGAAGCAAAAUAAAUAAAUACAGUAGGGGGAGAGGUAGUUGUUUGGGCUAAAUUAUAGGUGGGCUAUGUACAGGUACAGUAAUCUGUGAGCUGCUCUGACAGCUGGUGCUUAAAGCUAGUGAGGGAGAUAAGUGUUUCCAGUUUCAGAGAUUUUUGUAGUUCGUUCCAGUCAUUGGCAGCAGAGAACUGGAAGGAGAGGCGGCCAAAGGAAGAAUUGGUUUUGGGGGUGACCAGAGCGAUAUACCUGCUGGAGCGCGUGCUACAGGUGGGUGCUGCUAUGAUGACCAGCGAGCUGAGAUAAGGGGGGACUUUACCUAACAGGGUCUUGUAGAUGAUCUGGAGCCAGUGGGUAUGGCGACGAGUAUGAAGCGAGGGCCAGCCAACGAGAGCAUACAGGUUGCAAUGGUGGGUAGUAUACGGGGCUUUGGUGGCAUAACAGAAUGCACUGUGAUAGACUGCAUCCAAUUUAUUGAGUAGGGUAUUGGAGGCUAUUUUGUAAAUGACAUCGCCGAAGUCGAGGAUUGGUAGGAUGGUCAGUUUUUUGAGGGUAUGUUUGGCAGCAUGAGUGAAGGAUGCUUUGUUGUGAAACAGGAAGCCAAUUCUAGAUUUAACUUUGGAUUGGAUAUGUUUGAUGUGAGUCUGGAAGGAGAGUUUACAGUCUAACCAGACACCUAGGUAUUUGUAGAUGUCCACAUAUUCUAAGUCAGAGCCGUCCAGAGUAGUGAUGUUGGACAGGCGGGCAGGUGCAGGCAGCGAUCGGUUGAAGAGCAUGCAUUUAGUUUUACUUGUAUUUAAGAGCAAUUGGAGGCCACGGAAGGAGAGUUGUAUGGCAUUGAAGCUCGCCUGGAGGGUUGUUAACACAGUGUCCAAAGAAGGGCCAGAAGUAUACAGAAUGGUAUCGUCUGCGUAGAGGUGGAUCAGAGACUCACCAGCAGCAAGAGCGACAUCAUUGAUUUAUACAGAGAAGAGAGUCGGUCCAAGAAUUGAACACUGUGGCACCCCCAUAGAGACUGACAGAGGCCCGGACAACAGACCGGGUGGCAACAAUUGAGGCAGAUAAUUUUAGAAAGAGAGGGUCCAGAUUGUCUAGCCCGGCUGAUUUGUAGGGGUCCAGAUUUUGCAGCUCUUUCAGAGCAUCCGCUGACUCGAUUUGGGAGAAGAAGAAAUGGGGAAGGCUUGGGCGAGUUGCUGUGGGGGGUGCAGUGCUGUUGACCGGGGUAGGGGUAGCCAGGUGGAAAGCUUGGCCAGCCGUAGAAAAAUGCUUAUUGAAAUGAUCAAUUAUAGUGGAUUUAUCGGUGGUGACAGUGUUUCCUAUCUUCAGUGCAGUGGGCAGCUGGGAGGAGGUGUUCUUAUUGUCCAUGGACUUUACAGUGUCCCAGAACUUUUUUGAGUUUUUGUUGCAGGAAGCAAAUUUCUGCUUGAAAAAGCUAGCCUUGGCUUUUCUAACUGCCUGUGUAUAUUGGUUUCUAUCCUCUACUUGAGGCCAUAGGUGGUGUUCUACUAUUUCUGAGAAUGUUUUCAUGUAUUUUUGUGUCUUUGACUUGAGGAUUUUGGUUGUUCAAAUAUUUGCUUUUAACAUGUUUUAUCAUGCCAAUUAAUGUCCACACAUCAACCAAAUAGUCACAGUACAGCAGAUGCUGUUAUGCUUUUGCUGUAUUAAGGGAACACUCCAGCAAUGAAUAUAGCCAAUCCAAGAGGGUCACUGGUUUUGUUGAUAACUACACAGGGAGGAGCCAACCUACACACUGCCUAUUAACUGCUCAAAGAUACCGUUGCAUUUUUAUUUGACCCCCCACUGGCAUAAGUAGGCUCUGUUUGCAUUAUUAGCCAAUAUACAUUUUCUCUCUUCACUGACCCAAUGAAAAGUUGGGUCCAUUUCAUUGUAUUGCUUUUACAUGUGGCUGUCUUUAAAAAAAGUACUAUUUAUAUAUUUGUUUUUGAUACAUUUUCAAUUAAAAUGUUCAAUUAUCAAAUGGGUUUGAAAUAUUAAAACAUGCAUGAUGGGUAAGCAAGUGACAGAUGUUUUCCAGUAAACAUGUUGAAAACCAUGGUCUAAUGAUUGAGUUUGGCAAUUCAACUGUAAUUGCAAAAUGAUUUUCUAGUUUAACUUUCUCCUUAGGGUGCAACAUUUCUUUUGAUUGUCAAACACUGCUUUUAAAAUAACUAAUUAUCUCUCUCUCUCUCUCUCGCUCUCCCUUUUAUCUCUGAUAUCUCUGUCUAAAUUGUAUAAUAAAAAGUAAUGAAAUGAAACGGAUUGUCACAUCAAUUUUGAAUGUCCAUUUGAAUUUAUUUUUGUGUUUAAGCAUCAUUUGCUGAUGUUAUUUUCUAUCAAAUAAUGACAAUUAAAUGUACUGAAGAUGAGUACUUAACAUUUGUGGAAUUUGUCUGUAUUAAAUAGCAAUACUGCAAAACCAAGACCUCACUCUUCCUUGAAAAAUCAAUUGCUGUCAAGCUGUUCUUGAAAUAAAAUAUGUUCCUCUGAUAUUUCUCUAA
Oncorhynchus nerka (sockeye salmon) is the source of this 10746-nucleotide messenger RNA. Its product is annotated as GAS2-like protein 1. Gene Ontology annotation, biological process: actin crosslink formation; regulation of microtubule polymerization or depolymerization; microtubule bundle formation. The record is from RefSeq and is a predicted model, not a curated record. Gene Ontology annotation, molecular function: microtubule binding; actin filament binding; cytoskeletal adaptor activity. NCBI's taxonomy places the organism in Eukaryota, Metazoa, Chordata, Actinopteri, Salmoniformes, Salmonidae. Gene Ontology annotation, cellular component: cytoplasm; microtubule plus-end; stress fiber.